Molecule: messenger RNA, 2019 nt
Organism: Humulus lupulus (European hop)
Lineage: Eukaryota; Viridiplantae; Streptophyta; Magnoliopsida; Rosales; Cannabaceae
Product: putative disease resistance protein At1g50180
Exons: 3
Coding region: 88-2019 (643 amino acids)
Biological process (GO): defense response to other organism
Molecular function (GO): ADP binding
Source: RefSeq, a predicted model, not a curated record
UUGAAUAUGCUUUAGCUGUACUUGGAUAGAAUGCUUAAAAGAUCCCUUUUUGUUGUAAGAUCAUAGAAUUCAUUAACAGAACAAGAUAUGGUUGAUGCUAUUGUUUCGUUUGUGAUUGAAAGGCUUGGAGACUUGGUACUUUCUGAAGCUGAAUUCUUGCAUGGAGUUGAAGGCCGAGUCGAAAAUGCACAGAUCAAGCUUCAAUGUAUGAGCGCAUUCUUAAAUGACGCAGAUGCUUGUGUAAGAAAUGGUGACGAGAGAGUUCGCCUUUUGGUUGCUCAAGUUAGAGAAAAUUCUUGUGCCUUGGAGGAUGUUAUUGAAACUUAUGUCUUCAAAGUGGCUCUGAAUGAGAGUGCUGGAGGUAUAAGACGUGUACUGAAAAGAUUUAUUUGCAUCUUCAGAGAGGGAAUUGAUGUCCAUGAAGUUGGAUCAGAGAUUGAGAGGAUCUCAUCCAACAUUGAUACUUGGACAUCAGAUUUAGAAAAAUAUGGAGUGCAGAAAUCAAUGGACAAGGCAGCUGAAGCUUCUUCAAGCUAUGUCCAGGAGCGAAGACAGUUGAGGCAAGCUUAUUCUUAUGUUGAAGACAAUCAUGUUGUUGGAUUCGACAAAGACAUCAAAGAUUUGGUAGCCCUUUUGACUGAACAAAAGGACCCUCGUAAGCAUAAGGUGAUCUCUGUGUAUGGGAUGGGUGGUUUGGGGAAGACCACUCUUGCAAGAAAGGUAUAUCAACACCCCCAAGUCAGGACUCACUUUGAUUGUUGUGCUUGGGCCUCAAUAUCUCAGCAAUGUAACACACGUGCUGUCUUGGAAGGAAUUUUAUUUGCUUUCACUUCUCCCACAGAUGCACAAAGAAAUCAUAUCAAAAGCUUAAGUGAUGUUGAAUUAGCCAAGCAGCUUCACAACUUUCAGAAACAGAAGAAAUGUCUGGUGCUCCUUGAUGAUAUAUGGACCACUACAACUUGGGAUCUUCUAAAACAUGCAUUCCCUCAAGGAGACACAGAUAGCAAGAUCUUACUCACCACUCGGAAUAAGGAUGUAGCUUUGCAUGUGGAUCAACAUGGUUUCAUCCAUGAACCUCAUUUGCUCAGUGACAAUGAGAGUUGGGAGUUGUUUCAGAACAAGUACUUCUGUUUUGGAAUUGAUCCAUCAAAUUCAGACUCAGAUGAUAAUGAAAGGAAGAAAGAACUAGCCAUAGAGAUGCUUAAAAAGUGUGCUGGUUUGCCAUUAGCCAUCAUUGUGCUCGCUGGGCUUCUGUAUAAGAAACACACCAUACAUGAGUGGGAGCAGAUGAAAAGAAACAUAGUCCGCUGCAUAAGUCAAGGUGAACAACAUGAAGACUCAAAAUACCGUAGUGUUUGGUGGGUGUUAGGUUUGAGUUACAGUGAGUUACCAUGUCACUUGAAGCCUUGUUUUUUGUACUUGUCUCGCUACGCUGAAGAUGCUGUGAUAAGAGUAAAAGAGUUAUGCCUUAUACUCAUAGCAGAAGGUUUUAUAUCAUUAAGAGGAAGUUGUAUGGAAACCAUGGAAGAUUUGGCAUAUGAUUGCUUAAGUGAGUUGGUGGAGAGAAGCAUGAUUCAGGUAAAAGAAACAAGUUUAACAGGAAGGAUAAAAUCAUUUUGCAUUCAUGAUCUCAUGCGAGACUUGUGCGUGUCUAAAGCUCGAGAUGAAAACUUUCUACAUUUAAUGGAUUUGAGGAAUAAAGUGGAAGAGCCAAUUGAAUCAGUGUCUACUGUCCCGGCAACAAAUGUAAGAAGAGUUGUCAUUUAUUAUGAUAAUGCAAGUGUUGAUAAUGAUUUUGUUCAUAUGGUUCGAAAUAUAGAUGGCUCUCUUAGGUACCUUUCUGUACAUGAGCGACGCAUUGCGUUUGAAGAAGGAGUAUUCAGACAUGUCUGCAAUCGCUUUCUGAUGCUUAGAGUUCUGAUCAUUGAUGACAUGCCGGAUUUGCCUAAUAAAAAGGAUUCCUUCUUAUUUUGGGAAUUGGAGAUGCCUGCAAACUUUGAGAGUGCUUACCAAAUAUGA